Molecule: messenger RNA, 939 nt
Organism: Botrytis byssoidea
Lineage: Eukaryota; Fungi; Ascomycota; Leotiomycetes; Helotiales; Sclerotiniaceae
Exons: 2
Coding region: 1-939 (312 amino acids)
Source: RefSeq, a predicted model, not a curated record
AUGACAUCCCCCUCCUCAUCCGCAUCGGCUCUUGCGCCCCUCGUACCGUCAUAUCUGUAUGAUCUCUCGCCUACCAUCCAUAAAUGGUGUGCGUUGCGCUGCGCGGAUAUCGUUUCUUUGACUACGAGGGGGGUUUAUUUUGAAGAUAAACUAAUCCACCACCACCUCAACCAUCCCAUCCGCUACAUAAAACUCAUCGGGCUCAUCGUCUCCAUCGAUACCUUUGCGCGUCGGCGCGUCUAUACCAUCGAUGAUUCAAGCGGUGUGUGUAUAGAAUGCGUUGCACUCUUACCGCUCUCUCCCUCGGAAGCUCCUCCAAAUUCAAAUUCCCAUCCUCCUCCCCCUUUCAACAGCCCCUCCAUCAUCACGCCCCAAAUCCCCUGGAACGACAUCUCCGAAUGCAAAGUUGUGCGCAUCCUCGGGAUUGUGGGAUCGUACAUGCACGUUCCGCAAUUGCAGAUUGUGAAGAUGGGGAUGGUGGGCAGUACGGAUGUGGAGCGCAAGUGGUGGGAUGAGUGUCGCGAACUCAAGGAUCCGGAGAGGGGCAUUUUGGGACGGGAGUGGGUGGUCGCGAGCGAGGAGGUGGAGAGGUGGAAGAGGAAGGAGAGGAGGCGGAAGGCGAGGGAGGAGGAGAAGAGAGGUGGAGGGAGAGAUGGACGGGUGGUGAAGAUGAAGGCUGGGAGUGGAAGUGGAAGAAGAGAGGAUACCCAAAGAGCUGAAGAAAAGCGAGAGCUGGCGAGGAAAAAGACGACAAAUUCCCAACCACGUUCUUCAACCAAAAUCUCUCGUUCCACAUCCAACCCCAAACUCAACUCCCACCCCUCCCGUCCUCCCCACGAAACCUCCCCCAACAAACCUCUCCCCCGCCCGCCCAUCAAAAAACGAUUCGUCCCCACGAUCCUCCCCGACCUAUCCAACUACGAUACUUUUGGCUACUAA